Oikopleura dioica is the source of this 1032-nucleotide messenger RNA. The record is from the annotation of a GenBank genome assembly. Lineage: Eukaryota; Metazoa; Chordata; Appendicularia; Copelata; Oikopleuridae.
AUGAGACGUUUUAGCUCGACUAACUUGCCAGCUCUCAAUCUUCUCAAAGAUGGAAUAAGAACUGAAGACGGCAAGGUUUCUUUUAAAAAGCUAUCGUUGUCAGUGAGACAAGCUUUUCGAAGAAAUACUGCAGGAGAGCUGAACAUGCUGAGAGUACCAGGAACAGAUGAUGGGAGCUCAAGCUACGGAACAUCAAGGCGAGGCAGCAUUAUGCCCGGCUUUGGUAGAUUUGGACUCGCAAAAAAGCCCAAAACGACCUACGAGCCGACAUACAAAAUGGACUCAGACGACAAGCCCGACAUUGCUUCAAUGAAAUUGAUUCUUGAAGAGACUGUUCUUCAAUGCUCUGAGAAAAUAACCUGGCCAGAAUUUCACAAGACAAAGGCGCUCUUGCGACUCAACAAUCUUCUUCACAGAAAAAUUAAAGCGAUGAUGCCAAAACGAUACAGAUUUGUCCUCCAAAUCAUGGCUUUUGAGCCAGAUCAGCAAGAUGCGAAGCUGUCCAGCUCAUUUCUUUGGAAUGGGGAACACGAUACAUAUUUGACAUAUAAAUUUGAAAAAAAAAGAGAAGGACUUGACAUUGAAAAUGAUCUCCAGCUACAUCAGCAAAGUGACGAAAGCAGAAGACGAAAAGAAAAGAAAGGGGCUCAAAUUGUCUGGGAAAAAUUUUCGAAAAGCAGGGUGCCGCCGAUUUGCGUCGCUCUUCAGAGGGGAAUUCCCGACGAAAAGAAAAUGUUCUUUCGUCGGACAAUCGUCAUCCGCUACGUCCUCAACCACAUCGCCCUUUUCGUCAUCGCCUUCUUGUCCGUCAUCAUCUCGCUAGAACUCACUCUCGCUGCCUCUCAGAACAUUACUUUUCAUGACAUCAUGAAGGACACAGGCUCCUGGUUCUCAAAAUUCUUCUUGGAGCAUCUUGAUGAUCACAUGUUUAUCUUCCUCGAUUCAAUCGCAAUUCUGCUGAUCGCUGUUGUUUUCUCCAGGAUGCGCAACAUUUCAUUUUCUGCUGCUUUCGAGCGUUUGAGAUCGUUCUAG